UUGAAACCCUGAGGUCAGAGCAGGGAGAAUUACUAAGAUCUUCAUCACGCAUCUUCAUGGAGACCAUUUCUUUGGCCUUCCUGGCCUCCUCUGCACAAUCAGCCUGCAGAGUGGCUCCAUGGUCACCAAACAGCCGAUCGAAAUCUAUGGCCCUGCGGGGCUUCGGGACUUUAUCUGGCAAACCAUGGAACUUUCUCACACGGAGUUGGUCUUCCCUUAUGUGGUCCAUGAGCUGGUGCCUACAGCGGAUCAGUGUCCUACAGAAGAACUGAAAGAAUCUGUACACGUGAAUAAAGCAGACAACCCUCCCAAAGACGGACAGGGAAGAACUAUCGUGUUAGACUCAGAAGAAAACUCGCACCUCCUGGUUGAUGAUGAACAGUUUGUUGUGAAAGCAUUUCGCCUCUUUCAUCGAAUACCCUCCUUUGGAUUUUCAGUUGUGGAGAAGAAACGCCCAGGUAAACUCAAUGCACAGAAACUGAAAGAUCUUGGUGUUCCGCCAGGUCCUGCCUAUGGGAAGCUGAAAAAUGGAAUUUCUGUUGUUCUGGAAAAUGGAGUUACAAUUUCUCCCCAAGAUGUCUUAAAAAAGCCUAUUGUUGGAAGAAAAAUCUGCAUUUUGGGUGACUGUUCUGGGGUUGUGGAUGAUGGAGGAGUGAAGCUGUGCUUUGAAGCAGACCUGUUGAUACAUGAAGCAACCCUGGAUGACACCCAGAUGGACAAAGCAAAGGAACACGGCCACAGCACGCCACACAUGGCAGCAGCAUUUGCAAAGCUGUGCCAAGCAAAGAGGCUCGUUCUGACUCACUUCAGUCAGAGGUACAAACCAGUUGCCUUGGCCAGAGAAGGAGAAACAGAUGGGAUCGUAGAGCUUAAAAAGCAAGCUGAAUCAGUGUUAGAUCUCCAAGAAGUGACUCUAGCAGAAGAUUUUAUGGUGAUUGGCAUUCCAAUCAAGAAAUGAAGCCAGUGUUCCUGAAUGCAUUCUGGUGUGUCUGUGAAUAUGUUACUGAACGAACAGUCAAGUUUGUUGUUGUCGUCGUCGUUGUCGUUUUGGUCUAAAAUUAUUUGGGUCCUAACAAUCCUAACAAGGAUGGAGCUGCACUGCUCAACUAACUCAGCAUUGAGAAGGGAGCAAGCUUUGUGAUAAUAGAUCACUUUAAAAAGAAUAAAGCCAGAAUCCUUCUUCAAGUCCACACUUGACAAAAUGAUAGACUGUUCAGGUGUACAUGUUUUGUGGCUGCUGCCUCAGAGGGUAGCCAAUAUGCCAUGCAAUCCUGGGCUUAGCUUCUGCCCGGCUUUAUUGCUGUUGUUGGCAAAGCAGUAGCAGGGCUUGGCCCUCCUGGCUAAAAAUGGUAUUUUGGCAUUUUGUGUUGAAUCUGUUCAUGUUAUUAACAGAAUAGAGAGAAAUGUAAUGAGACGUUGGAUAUGAAGGAUUGAAGCUGGCAUGUUAAGUCUUGAAUUCUUUGCUUGAAUACUGAGUGCAGAGUCAGGUUAGGUGUUUAUCCUCCAAUUACUAUUUUAUUGAACUUUCCAGUUUGCUUUAAACCUGUGGUUCUCAGUUGGAGGUGAUACUCUCCCUUAGAUGGAGUUUUGAAAUUGUGGGGAUGUCUCUUGUCAAAACUAGGGGGGGUUACUACUGGUAUUUAGUCAGUAGGGGCCAGGAUGCUAGAUCCUACAAAGUUCGGUCAGUCCUAAACAGUGAAGAAUUAUCUCGUCCCAAAAUGCAUAUUGCAGGCCUGUUGAGAUACACAGCAAGUUAAAACUUAUACUCCCACUGUGAAUAUACUUUAUAAAAAUUAGUGACAUACUGAACUGAACUACGAGGUAAGUCAAAUUCUACAACAAAUCCUAAAAAGCUAGCUAAGGGAAUAUGUUGGAAUUGGAACAUCUUAUCCAAUAUUAUUGGUCAUAAAUGAGCUAUGAGCUGGAGCUUAUGAAUCUGGAGGUUAAAAAAUGAUACCUGUCCAACUUGCGUUUACGCUUUCCAAUAAAUAAUUCUUUGAGCACAAUUUUAGUAAAUGUUCUUUCUAGAAUAGCUUUCUUCAUGAGUUGCCUUCCACCUCCCUUCUGUCUUUCAUGGGGUAUCUCGGACUCAUUUUCCCACAGUAUUUCUCAAAAUGUGUUAAUGGAGAGGUAGUCUCAAGUACUGAUUCAGUCAAAAGGCUUCCCUCAUCAAAUCAGUCUGGGAAACCCUGUGUGCUGUGUGUCCCUCCGGCAGAGUUCUGGUUCCCAUCAGUACAUUCAAAACAGCACUGCUUCAGGGAUCACCAGCCAGUCUUUGGUGCCAGAAGGCCCUGAUUUCAGAGUCCCAUUCUUUACCUCAUGAUGGUCCUGUGUGCUCUGGAGCAGAUGACUUACUCUCUGAGCUUUAGCUGCUCAUCUUUAAAAAUGGGAAAAAUAAGAAUAAGACAGUGAGAAAUUGUCACUGAAAAAUAAGACAGGGAAAAAAUUAAAUAAGACAGUGUAUAAAAGGAGCAUAGCACAUUGCUUCAGGGCAUAAAGUCCUAAAGUACAGAGGCCUGUCAACUCUAUUGAACCCCUUUCUGAGUCAUAUUUCACCGUAUACUAUCUAUUAACAUCUCAAGAACCUAUGAGUUUAUUGUACACUU
Molecule: messenger RNA, 2606 nt
Organism: Globicephala melas (long-finned pilot whale)
Lineage: Eukaryota; Metazoa; Chordata; Mammalia; Artiodactyla; Delphinidae
Source: RefSeq, a predicted model, not a curated record